UUCUGGCUAAGAACUGCAGUAAAGGGUGUCUUUUCCUAACUGUUUAGAUGGUCUUAUCCAGGUUCCUUAGAAAUCGCUUAUAAAUGGUCUUUUCUCAAGUCUUUUCCCUUCUUUCCUCCAACAUGUUAUAAUAUGGCUUGAGAGCAUUUGUUACGGCUCUUUGACUAGAAAAGCUGCGUUCCCAAUUAGGAUUAUUAUCCUAGACAAGAGAUUCAUAGGCAGUUUGUAUCUGUGUUAAAACUUCUAAUGAAGGUAGUUCUUAUCGAUCCAUUAUAUACUGACUUGUAUAACAUGAUGUAAUCAUUCCUUGAAUAAACAAGAGCGUUUCUACUCUAUACAUCUAGAUCCAGAUAACAUUGAAGAUGAGUAUCUGUCGUUCCUCACCCUUUUCUAGUCGUACUAAAUCUCUACGAGAACGAUUUGGUUCAAAGAGGAGUUACUCAGAAUCCUUCAAGGAUCCACCUACCACAACAGCCAGAAAGGACACCACUGGCGUUCGACCAUCGUGUCCUGUACCUUUACCAGAAUCGGGCAGGCAAGCAAGUACCGGAAGUAUAAGAAUCACGGAAAUUCCCCCUGAUCAUUUUAAUCCUUUUGCAGUAUUACCAGAAGAAACGUAUUGUAGCGCUUUAGAUAUUAACUGUCAACAAGGCGAUCCACGCUUUCCCUGGCAAAGAGAUGUUGCCGUUCAGUGCGAUUUAUCUCCAGCGGAUAGCGGAAUUACGAUUUCUACACGAAACGGAAGAAAAAAUUCCACAAAAAAAGAUUCGAUCUUAUCUCAAAUAACAUCGGACUUAACUUCUCGAUCCAUCGGUUCUUCGAUAUCGUCCCUUACAGGAUCACAAAGAUCGAUGAAGAUCGCAUCUACUAUAGACGAAACACUAGCGGCAAAUAAAAAAGUCCAGCCUAAGAAGAAAACUUCCAUGCUACAAAGAGCUAUGUCUCUAGAGCGUGGAAGAUCGAGGCAAAAGUUGGUACAUCAAGUAUCGGUUGAUGAAAGUAGAGUCGAUCAGAUGUACGUACCCCAUCACGUUCAAACGUUAAGUACAAAUCCGGAAGUGACCGUCGUGGCGGAAGACGAAGAAACUCCUAUAAUUACUAAAAAUGUCACUCCGCCGUCCGAUACUCCACCUCAUACUCCACCCGCAACUCUACCACUUACAAGAAAGCCUAGUGUCAGUGAUAGAAGAAAAAUGUGUUUUAUGAGGCAGCAAACUAAUUCGGCACCAGAUUCUUUCGAUGAGAAUAUGCCACAAGAUAAUCCGGAUAAAUCUACUGUGGGCUAUUUCAAUUUUGACAGCAUGCAACGUUUGCUGGAUUUAUCGAUAACCGCUGCAGCUUCUCAGACGGGAAAACUCGAUAACAGGACAUUUCUUCUCAGCAUACCAACACCUGCAGGUCUUGCCACUAGAGACGGCAAAGAAGGUCCAGCCUAUCUAAAUCUUCCGUCUCCCAAUCUACAAAACGAGGAACAAGAAAGUUCGAAUGUUUUUAAGAAAUUAUCUUCGUGUGAAGAUGAAGAGAGUGAACAAGAGGAAGUUGAAGAAGGUCCUCCAGUAUCUGCUUUGCAUAGAAGGAGAGCUUUGGUGCCUCCAAAGAUGUUAACAGAUGGCUAUGAAAGUGCAAAUGAAGAAUUAGAACAACCUUCCGAAAAUCUUGGUCCAAAUAACACAAGUGCUGACGCUCUCAACCGAUCGAGGCGCAGAAGUUCCAUUGUUGUGAUACCUCCAAUGCAGAUUUGCCCGGGUGAUUUAUUAGUUUAUAGUAAGGUUUUGACACACAGAAAUACUCUCUUAGAUUUAGACGGUUCUACUCAAUGCCUUGCUGUAUCAGAGGACUCUACUAGAAAAAAUAAAAAUACAUGGUCGCUUCUACGGUUGUUUGAUAGGUCAAAUAGAAGUAAAUCGGAAUCUCUAUGCGGAUUAGAAGAGGUCCUGAGCAGUCUUCAACCAUCCGAAUUUGUAGACGAACAAUUAUCCAAAUAUAAGGGUAUGCAGUGGUCCGACUUCGUAACUCUAUGUGAAGAGAAACGUCAGCAGAGAUUGGAUUCCGUGCAACUGCCAACCACGUCGAGUUGGUUGACGUUUACAGAUGAUUCUAGUGACAGGUCUCCAACGGAUUCUCAGAGACUGUCGAGAAGUUCCGUUUCCUCUUCUGUAAUAUCCGAACGCUCUCAGGAUUAUUCAACAUCCGACAGAAGCAACAGUCAAGAUCAGCAAACCAGUCAAACACUCGACGAAAUCGAAAACCAGAUAAAUAGUUGGUGGAGUCAUACAGUCACUAAACACGAAACUAAAAGAAAAGAAGCGCUCUGGGAUCUUUUUCAAAGCGAAUGCAUGUUUCUCUAUGAUCAUCUCAUGGUUUUAAAAAACGUGUUCAUGGAACCUUUGAAGAAAAUCCAAGUGGAAGGAUUUGCAAUGUUCGCUGAACCAGAAGUUCUCUUUGGUAACCUAGAUGAACUAUGUUGUGUGACUUAUGCCUUUUGUAAAGAAUUUCUUAGUCUCAUUUUACAAAGAAUGAACACGGGAGAAGUUGAUACUACAGAAGUUUUGGUAAAAUUAUUUCGAAAGAGUUCUAAAGCUACGGCUCUAACACAAGCCUAUCAUAGAUAUACACUCAACUAUAUUAAUGCUCUUAAUUACUUGGAAACGUUACGAAGACAAGUCGAAUUUAAUGAAUUUGAAAAGUGGUGUUCCAGAGAUUCUAGAUGCAAGAAACUCCAGCUUACAGAUUUACUAGUAUCUCCGGUACAACAUAUAAUGAGAGUUCCUCUUAUCCUCAAAGAAAUAGAAAUGAGAACAGAAAAUAGUGAUGAACAGAAAAUCAUUGCCAGUAUUCUCGAAGCUGAAGAACAUUCGCUAAGAGAACUAGAUGACAAAAUGAAGUGGCUAAAGAAUUUCGAACGGCUGCUUGAGAUACAAAGGAAUAUCGUAUGGCCUUCUGUCACCGAACUCGAUCCUAAAGCUUUUAUUCCCGAAUUUUUACGAGGUCCUCUUGCAAAACAACCUUGUGAACGUUUAAUUGUAAGCCCAAGAAGACAGAUAAUUUUAGAAGGAUGUCUUCAACUUCUUGAUAGUGGAAAACCGAUUGAAAUGUUUGUCAUUCUGUUCGAUGAUAUGUUACUUAUUACUAGACGAAAAAAAGGACUUCAUAAAAAAAAAUCUUCCAUAACAGAAAAUUGGGCAAGUUCAUGUAGUAGAGGAAGUAGUUCCGUUCACGAAGGAGGAUUCAAAUAUGUUGUUUAUAAGCAACCUCUUUCGUUGGAUAGAUUUUUUAUUCACGACGUUGGUCCGCAGGAUUGUUGUGCCACCAAUCUGAAGAAUGCUUUUGUACUUGUUUGUCUGAAUAGAUUUCAACAAAUUGUUACAGUACAUACUUUUCAAGGCGCUAAUGAAACAAUAAAGAGUACUUGGCUUUCUAAAUUAAGAGAUACAAUGGAUAGGUGGAAGCGUACUCUACAAAAUACAGUAUUCAGAAAUCAAAGAAUAGCUAAUACUGCUGUCAAGUAGUUAUUCAGUAAAAUUUGUAUGAAUCUGUGAUGUUGAUGACCAGUAUAAUAGCGUUACUAAAUAAUCUUCGUUGCCUCAAGUGCCAAAAAUAGAGAAUCGAUGUUUUUGUUAACAUGAAAUGAGGGAAAAAAAUCAAGGUCUAGUUUUGCCUUCAGAGACUUUUAUGAUGAAUUUUAAUUUUUGUAUAGUUAUUAAUGACGGAUUCCCGAAAGAGUUGUAAAGACUCGUUGUAUCCAAAAACAAGCAUUUGGACUAAUCAUGAUAACGACCAAUUUUCCAUGAUGUGAUAUUCAUGCUGAAGAAAAUUUUUCAAUAUCAUUUUCUUUGUAUUUUUCUUCAUCCAAGUUGAAAUUAGGAAGAUGUUUGAUGAGCGUGAUUGUAUUUAUUUCUGGUAAUGGUCUUUUUAUUCGCGAAUCGUUGUGAAAGAAAAGAGAAUAGAAUGCGCCUCUUCUGUUUAAUCGCAUUAUACGGGCCUAUAAAGAAAUUAGAUGUUAGUUAAAAUGGCAUUUUAAUUUCUCAAAUCAGAAAUGUUUUAUUUUAAAAAUCCAAAUUGGGCAUUGAAUCCGAUUGGAAUUUUUUAAAGAAUACAAAUUAUUUCACCUGCUCAAAAUGUGGGCCUACCUUUUUAGAAAGAAAAGUCACUUAGAGUAAAUUUUGACAAAUUUUAGAUUUAAAUCUAUAUUUUGAGAAUAAAUACCUCUCUUCGCUUUAAUCAUACCAAGGAGCCUGUGAAAAUUUAAUCAAAUUUUGUUAAGGAAAACAUUAAAGAAAAUGAGGCUCAUAUCAAUCCGGCUCGGCUCCGAUAUUUUUGCUAAUAAAUGUCCCAGUUUUGUUCCUUUUUCUCUAAAAUGUUUUUCUAUGUUACGAAAAUAGAUCGCGUUACAUUGUUCGUCCUGCCUUUCUAAUGGAAAUAAUCAUUUCUGUUGUGUAUUUAUAUAGUUCUGAACUUGAUACUGAAUAAUACAGUAAAAUGCUGUAUACAACGUAAAAUAUAAAUAUACACAAACUUAUAUAUAUAUAUAUAUAUAAAUAUAUGCUGAGAUGCCUUACUAUAAUAAAGAAAAUAUGGAAAAAUAAAAU
Messenger RNA from Centruroides sculpturatus (bark scorpion), 4589 nucleotides. RefSeq names its product pleckstrin homology domain-containing family G member 5-like. Bases 363 to 3509 code for a protein of 1048 amino acids. The transcript is spliced from 21 exons. Gene Ontology annotation, molecular function: guanyl-nucleotide exchange factor activity. Gene Ontology annotation, biological process: Rho protein signal transduction. The record is from RefSeq and is a predicted model, not a curated record. NCBI's taxonomy places the organism in Eukaryota, Metazoa, Arthropoda, Arachnida, Scorpiones, Buthidae.